This is a messenger RNA of Tripterygium wilfordii, 1201 nucleotides long. Its product is annotated as soluble inorganic pyrophosphatase 6, chloroplastic-like. Gene Ontology annotation, molecular function: magnesium ion binding; inorganic diphosphate phosphatase activity. Gene Ontology annotation, biological process: phosphate-containing compound metabolic process. The record is from RefSeq and is a predicted model, not a curated record. NCBI's taxonomy places the organism in Eukaryota, Viridiplantae, Streptophyta, Magnoliopsida, Celastrales, Celastraceae. Gene Ontology annotation, cellular component: cytoplasm. The coding region runs from base 74 to 955 and encodes 293 amino acids. The transcript has 6 exons.
GGACUGUCCACUUGUGUUCUAUGUGGCUCAAACUCGAAAAAACAGUCUGAUAAGAGUCUGUCUCACAGCUUCAAUGGCGGCCACUAGAGUGAUAGCGGGAGCAGGAAGCGCCACCUCUUGUUUGCUGCUAAAGACGCCGUUCAGUUUCAAGCAAAGACUGUCUCGCAAUGCUCUCCGAUUCAACUAUGAGAAAGUCUUGCCGUCAAAGAGACUUUUCGCUUGUAACGCUCUAUACAGACCAGAAGUCCAGGUCAAAGAGGAUGGCCAACCCGAAACCCUAGAUUACAGGGUGUUCUUCGUUGACAAUUCUGGCAAAAAGGUUUCCCCUUGGCAUGACAUACCAUUGUAUGCAGCUGAUGGGUUGCUCAACUUUAUUGUGGAAAUACCAAAGGAAUCCAGUGCAAAGAUGGAGGUUGCUACAGAUGAGCCAUACACCCCCAUUAAGCAGGACACAAAGAAAGGAAAACUAAGAUACUAUCCUUACAAUAUCAAUUGGAACUAUGGAUUGCUCCCACAAACAUGGGAAGACCCAUCUCUCGCAAACUCUGAUGUUGAAGGGGCUCUUGGGGAUAAUGAUCCAGUCGAUGUUGUUGAGAUUGGUGAAAGACAAAGAAAGAUAGGUGAAGUCCUUAAGGUCAAGCCCCUGGCUGCUCUAGCCAUGAUUGAUGAGGGAGAACUUGACUGGAAAAUUGUUACGAUCUCAGUGGAUGAUCCGAAGGCUUCUCUUGUGAAUGGCAUUGAUGAUGUCGAAAAGCAUUUCCCGGGCACUCUUACUGCAAUCAGAGAUUGGUUUAGAGACUACAAGAUUCCUGAUGGGAAGCCUGCGAACAAGUUUGGCCUUGGCAACAAGGCAGCAAAUGAGGAAUAUGCUCGAAAGGUCAUCAAGGAGACCCACGAGUCGUGGAGCAAACUUGUUUUGAGAAAGAUACCCGGUGUAGAGCUUUCUCUGGCAUAGAUUCCGAGUCUUGAACAGAGUUGGGCCUGUCAGUACUCCUGUUUGUAUUUUCUAGAGUUGUCAAAGCUCUCCAUUGUGGGGGAGCAAGGCAAUAUUUAUUAUGUUUAUACAUAUAUUUAAACAUUUUUUGCCCCCCAUUUCAUAAAGAAUGUUCAAAUAUUCCGAAGAUUCGAUGACAAAAUGAUUUAGAGUUGAUGGGUUUAGUACUCUGAUGGAUUUUUCCGUUGGCUGAGGAGCCCUGCCUAA